Molecule: messenger RNA, 971 nt
Organism: Rhea pennata
Lineage: Eukaryota; Metazoa; Chordata; Aves; Rheiformes; Rheidae
Product: class II histocompatibility antigen, M beta 1 chain
Exons: 5
Coding region: 32-844 (270 amino acids)
Biological process (GO): antigen processing and presentation; immune response
Cellular component (GO): MHC class II protein complex; membrane
Source: RefSeq, a predicted model, not a curated record
GGGUGCUGCCGGAGCGGCCGGAGCAGCCGGAAUGUUGGUGCUGCUGGGCCUGGUCCUGGGCGUCCGGGGGGCAGGCGCCUUCCUGGUGCACCUGGCCAGCUCCUGCUCGCUGACGGCCGACGGCGCCGUGCUCGACUUCGACCUCACCGUCGCCUUCAACAAGAACCCGCUGGUCUGCUACGACGCCGACGCGCGGCUCUUCGUGGCCUGCGACGUGGGGCUGCUGCGCAGGCACGCCGCCGCGCUCGCCGCCUUCCUCAACAACGGCACGGCCUGGCUGCAGCGGGCCGAGGAGCGGCGCCAGGCCUGCCGCGGCGUCGCCCUCCCGCUCUGGGAGCAGACGGCGCUGCGGCGCGCGCCGCCGCAAGCCCGCAUCAUCCCCGUGCGAACCGGCAACGCCCGGGCGCCCGUCCGCCUCGUCUGUCACGUUUGGGGCUUCUACCCGGCCGAGGUGACCGUCACCUGGCUGCGCAACGGCGAUGCUUUGGGGGGACCCGGCGAUCCCGUCACCGCCACCCCGGACGGCAACUGGACCUACCAGGUGCAGGUGGCCCUGACGACGGCCCCGGAGGCCGGCGACGUCUACACGUGCUCGGUGCAACACGCCAGCCUCCAGCAGCCCCUCCUGGAGGACUGGAGACCCGGGUUGACGCUGCCGGCGACGCUGAAGCUGGUGGCGGCCACGGCCGUCAUGGCGCUGGGACUCGCUUUCUUCGUCUUCGGCUUCUCCCGUUUCAGGGCCAGGCCGCCGGUGCCGGGUUACAUUCCCCUGCCCGGCGACACCUAUCCCGAGGGAAACGGAGCCUCGGGCUCGGCGCCGUCUCCCGGUGCCACCGGGCGCUAGUGACGCCCGUGAGGAAUCCGGCGACGGGAAAGGCGCCGGCGAGCGGCUCGGAAAACCCCGCGGCGCCGAGGGCGGAGGGGACCCCGAGGCGGCAGCGCUACAAAAUAAAGAUGUUUCGUGUUCUCGA